AUAAAUACAAAUUACAGGUGGGGUAUCCUAUUUUCCCAUCCCAACGACUUCACUCCAGUAUGCACGACCGAAUUGGCGCGAGUUGUAAAACUAAUGCCUGAAUUCAAGAGAUUGGGUGUGAAAGUAAUCGCAUUGUCCUGUAAUUCUGUCGACUCCCAUCGUAAAUGGAUAGAGGAUAUAAAGAAUUACGCCGAGGUGACGGACGAAGAAUUUCCAUAUCCGAUAAUAGAGGAUCAAGCCAGGAAGCUUGCCACAUUGUUGGGAAUGUUGGAUCCCGCGGAGAUCGACAGCCGGACUGGAUUACCCAUGUCGGCGCGAGCUGUGUUCAUAAUCGACCCGGCUAAGAAGAUGCGACUAUCAAUUUUAUACCCAGCUACGACUGGCCGCAAUUUCGACGAAAUAAUAAGGGUAAUUGAAUCUCUUCAGCUCACGCAAAAGUACAAAGUGGCGACUCCUGUAGACUGGAGGAAGGGGGACGACGUAAUGAUCGAUCCGAGUGUGUCGGACAGCGAAGCUAAAGCUUCCUAUAACAGUAUCAAGACUGUGAUGUUGCCUUCCGGCAGGACGUAUAUGCGUAUUGUGCCACAACCUAUAGAUGCGUAAAAGAAAAUUUCUGUGUACAAAAGGAUUCUAAUAAAAGUUCAAGCUGCACAGAUCGUAUGGAGCUUCGUUCGCAUAAAAUAUAUGAAUAUUAUUUUAUAAAAUCAA
Temnothorax curvispinosus is the source of this 708-nucleotide messenger RNA. RefSeq names its product peroxiredoxin-6-like (gene Prx6a). Gene Ontology annotation, molecular function: peroxiredoxin activity. NCBI's taxonomy places the organism in Eukaryota, Metazoa, Arthropoda, Insecta, Hymenoptera, Formicidae. The coding region runs from base 94 to 603 and encodes 169 amino acids. Gene Ontology annotation, biological process: cell redox homeostasis. Gene Ontology annotation, cellular component: mitochondrion; cytosol. The transcript is spliced from 4 exons. The record is from RefSeq and is a predicted model, not a curated record.